Molecule: messenger RNA, 1916 nt
Organism: Somion occarium
Lineage: Eukaryota; Fungi; Basidiomycota; Agaricomycetes; Polyporales; Cerrenaceae
Source: the annotation of a GenBank genome assembly
ACUUCUUAAUUCAACCGAAACGUUGCCAGUACUUUUGGACUCGCUCAGCUUACGGUCCCCUCAGCAACCACUCACUACUCAUUAUGCAAUCAUUGUCAUAGCCCGACUCGAUACCGUUAUCAGGUCUCGAUUCUGUGGUUAUUUCAAAUGUUGAUGUUCUAUGUGAGUUCUGAAAUCAUGGAAUCCAAUUCAUAUAGCCUAAACGCUCCACGGACCACCAAACUCAAAUGGAACGGUAACCAAAUAGCCUAUGACGCGUGCCACCCCUGGACACUGCCAGGAACUCAAAUAUUCUGACUUCUUCAAAGUUCACAAGGUCUCUAUUUAGAUAGUGACCCCCCCCCCCCGUCGGAAGCCCGACCACGGUCUAUGGGAACGCUCCUAUCGUUAUCAUCGACUCUCUUACUCUUUAUAAAAAGUCCAGACAAGCGAGACAUAGCCAAUCCAAACAUCAUGCCUCGUAGAGUACUCAUUGGAUUCGGUGUAGAUGUGGACGCUGUAGCAGGCUGGCUAGGCUCUUAUGGUGGCGAAGAUUCACCGUUGGACAUUUCGAGGGGGCUCUAUGCUGGCGAAGUAGGAGUUCCGCGUUUGCUGAAGCUAUUCAAGAAGUAUGGUAUAAAGACCACAUGGUUCAUUCCAGGACAUAGCCUGGAAACGUUUCCAGCGCAAAUGACGGCUGUCCGAGACGCUGGUCACGAAAUAGGCUUGCACGGUUACUCACAUGAAAAUCCUACGUCUCUUUCUCUGGAGCAACAAAAGGAUAUCCUGGACCAUACGUAUAACCUUCUUACAGCUUUCAAUAACGGCAAACCGCCCAAAGGUAGUGUAGCUCCCUGGUGGGAAACCAGCAAGGAAGGGACGGAUCUCUUACUCGAGAAAGGUAUUGAAUAUGAUCAUUCCAACAUGGCUCACGAUUCGCAAGCAUACUACUUACGAGAUGAGGACCUCUGGACCAAAAUCGACUAUGCAAAGAAAGCGGAGACGUGGAUGGCGCCUUUGGUGCGUGGAAAGGAAACAGGUAUCGUAGAAAUUCCAGGGAACUGGUAUUUGGAUGACCUGCCUCCUAUGAUGUUUAUCAAGUCCAGUCCAAACUCACAUGGAUGGGUCAGUCCGCGCGAUGUGGAACAACUCUGGAAGGACAUGUUUACGUACCUCUACAGAGAAGAGGAGAAUUUCAUAUUCCCAAUCACGAUACAUCCCGACGUGAGCGGGAGGCCUCAUGUCCUCCUCAUGCUGGAGCGAUUCAUUGAGUGGGUCAACGCUCACGAAGACGUACACUGGGUACCGAUGAUAGAUAUGGCAAACGAGUUCAGAGCAAAGUGUAGCCCUCCUGCUGGAGCUAAGAUGCCUGCUGGAUUCCAGACCACCUAGGCGUGUCGUAAUCCGGAGUUCUGUGUUGAUAUCAUCAUCAUCUAGGUCUCUAAUGGAUUGUCGAAUGCGAAGUGUUUCUUGCCACAGGUCUGUCUUAAGCAGCUUGCAGCGCUUAGGCGCACGAACAUAGGAACGUCGUUCUGUUGCUUUACGUGCGACAUUCGAAACCACCUUUAUCGGACAAACCGGAUAUGCUAGAACUGAUCUGUAUCUCUUUAGAGCGCAGGUUGAACUCACGCUUGAACUACUUAAAUGACAACGCACAUCGCCGUCGGCAAGGGGUCAUCGCCUUCUGUUGAGCGUCGUCCUAUCUCCCGAGCGAGCGUCGACAACGACUGGGCCUCGCACUCCCGGCGCGUAUUGGGUACAACGUAAUAAGGGCAUCUGCUGGUGACUCUGACAUCGUAUGUGAUGUUAUCAAUCAUGUUGCUGCGUCUGGCUUCCUUCUGAAAAUGAUAGCUGAGAGUAUCGUUCAUUAUUGAUGCAGAUAAUACUGACCUCCAGGCUCCAGCUUCCAGUGUACUCAAUACAAGACUUUAAAUUAU